This is a messenger RNA of Salmo salar (Atlantic salmon), 2131 nucleotides long. RefSeq names its product cell division cycle 40 homolog (S. cerevisiae) (gene cdc40). Gene Ontology annotation, biological process: mRNA splicing, via spliceosome. Lineage: Eukaryota; Metazoa; Chordata; Actinopteri; Salmoniformes; Salmonidae. The record is from RefSeq and is a predicted model, not a curated record. Gene Ontology annotation, molecular function: mRNA binding; protein binding. Gene Ontology annotation, cellular component: catalytic step 2 spliceosome.
UUCCGGUUGGGCAUUCACAACAUCCAAGAUGGCUGCCACCGUGGAGUCCCUCGUUUCGUACGGGACCGAUUCAGAUUCAGAUAAUGAGACAAAAUCUAAUGCUAGUCCCGAAAAAGUUGACCCUGAUGCCCUAGCACACCUUCAACCGUUGAAAUCUGGACAAACAAUGUCUUUGGCUCUCCUUAAUUCAGCUCCUGAGGUCGCCGUAAAGGAGGCUGUGGAGACUGGUGUGCAUCUGGACCCAUCUCUCAAAGAGGUCACCUACAACCCCACAUAUGAAACCAUGUUUGCACCAGAGUUUGGUCCUGUCAACCCAUAUAGAAGUCAACAGAUGGCUGCUCCCAGGAAUAUGCUGUCUGGCUAUGCAGAGCCUGCUCACGUCAAUGACUUCAUGUUUGAACAGCAGAGGAGGACCUUCUCCACCUUUGGCUAUGCUCUGGAUCCGUCUGUGGACACAACAAGCCAGAAUUCCUCCAAUAGCUACAUCGGUGCAGUGGAUGAGGCAGAGAAAAAGAAAGGGUUGACUGUGUUUGAGGUUGGCCCAAAAAAACAUGACAAGAGGAAAAAGGUGCAAGGAGGUGAAUCGGAUGACAUUGACAAUUACCUCGGGCCCUGGGCGAAAUACGUGGACGAAAAGGACGGGGCCAAACCAUCAGAGGAGGAACAGAAGGAGCUGGAUGAGAUCACAGCCAAGAGGCAGAAGAAGGGAAGGAAUGAGGAAGAGGCUCCGGCGGAGGAGAAGACCAUUCUCCAUGUUAAAGACGCGUAUGACUACCAAGGGAGGUCUUACCUCCACGUACCCCAAGACGUGGGUAUUAACCUGCGUACUGCAGACAUACCAGACAAGUGUUACCUGCCCAAGAAACAGAUCCACGUCUGGACUGGACACACCAAGGGGGUCAGUGCUAUCCGUCUGUUUCCUGUGUCAGGUCACCUGCUGCUCUCCUGCUCUAUGGACUGUAAGAUCAAGUUAUGGGAGGUGUAUAAUGAGAGGAGGUGCGUACGGACGUUUAUCGGCCACAGUAAAGCAGUGCGGGAUAUCUGCUUCAACAACACUGGGACUCAGUACAUGAGUGCAGCCUACGACCGCUACCUCAAACUCUGGGACACAGAGACAGGCCAGUGCAUCUCCCGCUUCACCAACCGGAAGGUGCCGUACUGCGUCAAGUUCAACCCAGAUGAGGACAAGCAGAACCUUUUCGUGGCCGGCAUGUCUGAUAAGAAGAUCGUUCAGUGGGACGCAAGGACCGGGGAGGUGGUUCAGGAGUAUGACCGUCACCUGGGCGCGGUCAACACCAUCACGUUCGUGGAUGAGAACCGCCGUUUUGUCAGCACGUCAGACGACAAGUCCCUCCGCGUGUGGGAGUGGGACAUUCCCGUGGACUUCAAAUACAUCGCAGAGCCCAGUAUGCACUCUAUGCCUGCUGUAACGCUUUCACCCAAUGGUAAGUGGCUGGCCUGCCAGUCCAUGGACAAUCAGAUCCUGAUAUUUGGAGCCCAGAACCGUUUCCGUCUGAACAAGAAGAAGAUCUUCAAGGGCCACAUGGUGGCUGGCUACGCCUGCCAGGUGGACUUCUCCCCAGACAUGAGCUAUGUGGUGUCUGGCGAUGCGGAUGGGAAGCUGAAUAUCUGGGACUGGAAGACCACCAAGCUGUACCACCGGAUCAAGGCACACGAUAAGGUGUGCAUCAGUGCCUUGUGGCACCCCCACGAGACCUCCAAGGUCAUCACCUGUGGCUGGGACGGACUGAUCAAGCUCUGGGACUAGAGACAUGGGGGUGGGGGCUGCAAAGGGACUCCCUCUUUUUAGGGGGAGAGGUGGUCUCUCUGUUAUGUACUUUCCCUAAUUUAGUGGCAGGCUAAAAGCCAUAGGGCUGGUAUCUAGUCCUUUUGUAACAGUGUAUAUUUCUACCCCAUCUGAAGAGAGGACAGCGACGUAUACCUAGAAAGAUCAACAUUUUCUCCGUGUGUUAGUGUUUAGAGGGUUUCUCAGCUUUUCAUUUAAUUUCAUGUCUUCUGGUUUCUGUUUUAAUCAGUGAUGUCCGUAUUGUUCACACCAUUUUUUUUAUCCUGGAAAAUAUUCUGUUUUCCAAUGUAUGUCCCUUUGUGAAAUUAAACAUUUUAUAAAUUU